AUGCAGGGAAGUUCUACAAGCCGUGUUGUCUGCAAAUCCAUCGCCAGAGUCCUGACUGUCAUCAACCAGACACAGAAGGAGAACCUGAGGAAGUUCUACAAGGGUAAGAAGUACAAGCCCCUGGAUCUGAGACCCAAGAAGACCAGAGCUCUGCGCCGCCGGCUCAACAAGCACGAGGAGAGUCUGCGGACCAAGAAACAGCAGAGGAAAGAUCUCCUCUACUCCAUCUGCAAAUUUGCAGUCAACGUUUAGAGGCUUUUUCUAUUGACAAAAUAAAAUCUGUGUAAAA
Messenger RNA from Anoplopoma fimbria (sablefish), 289 nucleotides. RefSeq names its product 60S ribosomal protein L35-like. The transcript is spliced from 4 exons. Lineage: Eukaryota; Metazoa; Chordata; Actinopteri; Perciformes; Anoplopomatidae. The record is from RefSeq and is a predicted model, not a curated record. Gene Ontology annotation, molecular function: structural constituent of ribosome; mRNA binding. Bases 1 to 252 code for a protein of 83 amino acids. Gene Ontology annotation, biological process: maturation of LSU-rRNA from tricistronic rRNA transcript (SSU-rRNA, 5.8S rRNA, LSU-rRNA); translation. Gene Ontology annotation, cellular component: cytosolic large ribosomal subunit; ribosome.